Messenger RNA from Onychostoma macrolepis, 801 nucleotides. RefSeq lists its product as uncharacterized. The transcript is spliced from 4 exons. The record is from RefSeq and is a predicted model, not a curated record. Lineage: Eukaryota; Metazoa; Chordata; Actinopteri; Cypriniformes; Cyprinidae. Bases 124 to 354 code for a protein of 76 amino acids. Gene Ontology annotation, molecular function: protein binding; serine-type endopeptidase inhibitor activity.
AGGCAGAAACAAUGAGAGGGAGGGAGGAGUGUUGGUAAUUUCGAAAGCUAUAUAACUACAGAACCCCACAUACAAAGUUACACCUGCUGACUUUCCCACUCUAAACUCACACGACGACUGACCAUGAAGUUGGCUAUCCUGAUCUGCGUUUCUGUUCUCUUUUACUUCUCUGUGGCAGAAACACAACAGAGCGAGGACAACAAUUUUCCUGAUUUUGGAUGUACUCGUGAGUACAAUCCUGUGUGUGGAGAUGAUGGAGUCACAUACUCCAAUGAGUGCAUGCUACACUGGGAGAACAGGCAUCGUGACAAGAACGUCAGCCUAAAGCACGUAGGAGUGUGUGAGACCUCCUGAACUCACUGCUGUAACAUCCAUGGCAUCCACAAUUGCUUUCCAUUUAGAUACUACAGCGACUACCAGAAUGAUUUUCUGUCAUAAAUUAAUCAAUAUCAUAAUGACAUAUGCUAUCAGAACUUUAUCAGACAUUGCUUUGUCAACAUGUAAUCUCAUGCAAUAAAACAGUGAAGCAUUUAAGAGCUCUUUUAUUAAUAAAUUAAUAAUUAAGAACUGUCAAUUUCAAAUAAAUGAAUAUUUAUAAAUCAAAAUGUUCUUUUUUCCUUCUAAUUACUAUGGCUCUGUCCUGAAAAGGACAACAGCAGGAUUUUGUAGCACAUACGAGCAAUUUUUCUGAGCCAGAUAAGAAACUACAGAAUCUUAACUUAUUUUUAAUAUAUGGGUGAAUGCAUGAUUAUUUUUUGUUUUUGUCAUUCAAAAAUACAUUAAAAAUUCAAUUUAUACAUA